This is a messenger RNA of Torulaspora delbrueckii, 2493 nucleotides long. It is a transcript of the gene PMT1, whose product is annotated as dolichyl-phosphate-mannose-protein mannosyltransferase PMT1. Gene Ontology annotation, cellular component: endoplasmic reticulum; membrane. The transcript has a single exon. The record is from RefSeq and is a predicted model, not a curated record. The coding region runs from base 1 to 2493 and encodes 830 amino acids. Gene Ontology annotation, molecular function: dolichyl-phosphate-mannose-protein mannosyltransferase activity. NCBI's taxonomy places the organism in Eukaryota, Fungi, Ascomycota, Saccharomycetes, Saccharomycetales, Saccharomycetaceae. Gene Ontology annotation, biological process: protein O-linked glycosylation via mannose.
AUGUCUGUAAAAGACGAAAAACGGACUUCUGGUGUGGAAAAUGAUCCCAUGCAACCGUUGGAAGUGAAACAGGGUCCCGUGAGACCGUUCGUGGUCUCUGAACCUCCCAAGACUCUGGCGGCAGCUCGUUCAACUCGUUCUCUUAAAGAGAGACUCGUGGUUAUUGGUUUGGCGAUUUUUACUGUCGCCAUUAGACUUCACGAUCUGUCAUGGCCCAAUCAAGUGAUCUUCGAUGAGGUGCAUUUUGGUGGCUUUGCUUCUGAAUACAUCAAAAAAGAUUUCUUCUUUGAUGUGCAUCCACCUCUUGCAAAGAUGAUCUUUGCCUGGAUUGCCUCUUUGGCCGGGUUUACUGGUGAUUUUGAAUUUAAGAAUAUUGGUGAUAUUUACCCUUCGACUACUCCUUAUGUGCUGAUGAGAUCGUGGGCUGCAACAUGUGGCUGUUUGACCGUUAUCCUUUUGUAUUUUACGUUGCGUGCCUCUGGUGUGCGUAUGUGGGUUGCAUUGGCUAGUGCUGUAUGUUUUGCAGUUGAGAACUCAUUUGUGACUAUCUCACGUUAUAUCCUACUGGAUGCACCAUUGAUGUUAUUUAUUGCGGGCGCUGUUUAUGCGUUUAAGAAAUACGAAGUAUUCCCAACUGAUACUUACCAGUCUUUGAAGUAUUUGGUGCUCACUGGUGUUUUUCUCGGUUUUGCUGCAUCUGCCAAAUGGGUUGGUUUCUUCACUAUUGCCUGGGUUGGUCUACUGUGUGCAUUUAGACUAUGGUUCUUUAUCGGUGACUUGACUAAGCCAAUCCGAUCCACUGUGAAAGUCGCUGUCAUCAAGGGAACUGUCUUAUUAGGUGUUCCAUUGAUCAUAUACACGAUGAUCUUUUACAUUCAUUUCCAGACUUUGACUCAUGACACAGCAGGCUCAGGUUUCUACUCUUCAGAAUUCAGAAGUACUCUAGAAGGUAACCACAUCCCAUCGGAUAUUUUGGCUGAAGUCGGUGUUGGCUCCACUGUGACUUUGCAUCAUCUAAACACUAGAGGUGGAUAUCUUCACUCCCAUCUUCACGAAUACCCAGCCGGUUCAAAGCAACAGCAGAUAACCUUAUACCCUCACUUAGAUGGUAACAAUGAAUGGUUGAUUUCUUUGUACAAUCAAACCGAUGCACCUUUAACAUCUUUCGAAAAUUUACCAGAUGGGACAAAGAUCAGAUUACUACAUAAAGUAACAAGCCGCAGAUUGCAUUCACACGACCAUAAGCCACCUGUCUCUGAGAACAGUGAUUGGCAGAAGGAAGUUUCUGGUUACGGUUUUGAGGGUUUUGAUGGUGAUGCUAACGAUGAUUGGAUCAUUGAAAUUGACAAGGAUUUAUCUAAGCCAGGCCCAGCAAGAGAUCAUGUCAGAGCUCUGGAGACCAAGUUUAGACUAAAGCACGCCAUCACUGGUUGUUACUUGUUUUCUCACGAAGUGAAGUUACCAAAAUGGGGUUUUGAUCAACAAGAGGUUACCUGCGCUCAUUCCGGUAAGCCAGAGCUAUUGCUAUGGUACAUUGAAGGCAAUACCAAUGAUUUGUUGCCAGAAGAUGCUGAGCGUAUCUCUUACAAGCCGUCAUCUUUCUUGAAGAAGUUCCUAGAGACAAAUGAAAGAAUGUGGACCAUUAACAAAAACUUGGUCGACACACACGUCUACGAAUCUAUGCCCUCCAGCUGGCCAUUCUUGUUACGUGGGAUUGGCUACUGGACUGGUGAACACAGACACGUCUAUUUGUUGGGUAACGCAGUUUUAUGGUGGUCCGUUUCUUCCUUCAUUGCUCUCUUUGCAAUGAUCAUAAUGUUUGAAUUGGGCUCAUGGCAAGUCGGCAAACCUAUUUUACAGGAUUCCGAUGUUGUUAACUUCCAUAUUCAAGUUUCUGAGUACUUGCUAGGAUUUGCUGUUCAUAUCGCACCAUCCUUCUUGAUGAAGCGUCAACUGUUUUUGCACCACUACUUGCCUGCUUAUUAUUUCGGUAUUUUGGCAUUUGGACAAGCAUUGGAAGCAUUCGUGAGUUACAUUUUUAGAAGAGCGAAAACAAUUGGAUACGCUUUCAUUCUCGUCUUUGUUGCGUCUUCGAUCUUCUUCUUCAAAUUUUACAGUCCUUUGACUUACGGUACUGCCUGGACUAAAGACCUAUGUGAGAAAUCGCAAUUGUUAUCCGGUUGGGAUUACACCUGUGACUCUUAUUUGAACACUUACGAGGAUUAUAAGAACUUGAAUUCUACAUCAGUAGUGGCUGAGACCGCUGAAACCAUUGUUAAUGAGCCAGCCGUCACCUCAUAUGCUAACAUUGAGGAGGUAAAGGAAAGCGAAGAGCUGGUUGAAGUGGACGAUUUCGAAUCAUUAAUGAACGAGCCAGGUGAGAAGAAAUUUUUGGACCAGAAUGGCAACCCUCUAAGUCCUGAAGAAGUACAAAAACUUGUAGAGGAACAAGGCGGUAGGAUUCAAAAAGUUCAAGAAAGAUCGCAUGAUUAA